Molecule: messenger RNA, 1126 nt
Organism: Trichophyton rubrum CBS 118892
Lineage: Eukaryota; Fungi; Ascomycota; Eurotiomycetes; Onygenales; Arthrodermataceae
Exons: 2
Coding region: 1-663 (220 amino acids)
Source: RefSeq, a predicted model, not a curated record
AUGAGAGCGUACAGCGACUGCUGUCGGACGCGCUGGCGGCUGCGAGAGACGAGCUCCAGCAACGACAGCGAGGCCACGCUGGAAUACGGCGGGUCACUCUCUCUGGCUGGUGGCCGUCGACGAGCGCUACAGCGAGCUGCUCGCCAGUUCGAUAUCAGAGGCUGUGACGGCGAUGCGGGCCAUGGCUACGGGCAGAGGGCCAUCUCGUCGGACGAGUUUCGUGUCUCGAUAUUGACACGGAUAGCAGUUAGAGACGCGGGUGACGAGACGCUGACAGCGGGCAGCAAGACUGGCAUCGGGAUAGGCAUUGGACUCGCAUUUGUUGCCCUCGCGUCUCUCGGGUUCCUACAUUUCUACCGUCGACGGCGACGAAGAAGAGAGAUCGACUCGUAUCUCGCGGCAUCACGGCCAGCGCAGACAGAAGCAGCAGCAGUAACAACAACAUCAACAUCAACAAUGGCAUCCCCAGAGUCAAUAGCGGAGAUGCCGACGGAUAACGAGACUGUGAAGCAAUCUGUAUUCGAGAUCGAAGGCCAGGGACGGAAGCUUGCGGAGCUCCAGGGCUCUCUGGCCGCCAGCGAGAUGCCAGCCUCCUCAGCGCACCAGCAGCCAGCAGCACCUGUCGAGCUCCCAGGCAGCAUCCCCAGAACGAUAUCGACAUGAAAUGAACCCCAGCAUUUCUCUUUCCUUUUCCCUAUACUUUUACGGUGUUACUAGGAAAUACGGCCCGAGACAAGGGCUGGAAUAGCGUUUCGGGCUAACUAGCUGAGCAUAUCAAGAUGGUGACACAGAAUAGGGACAUAUCUUUGAUUCAGCCGGAGCAUCUCCAGGCCAGAUAGAAAAAAGGAAGAAGAGGGCUGACCCUUGGGCGGGAAGAAGCUUGUCUGGUGGGCUCCUUCGCUGCUUCUCAGGAGUCUUUUCUCAUCUCAAAGGGGUAGCUAUAUCCUCCCUCCAGUUUCUGUGUCUGCUGGCCCUCGCUAUCGUUGCUUAAUCCAGAGUAUCUCUCUGGUGUCUCUUGUUAUUCUUAUACUGAGGGCUCCCUGUCCUCUUUCCUCCUGCGCUUCGUACUGCUGCUGCUUUCCCCGUAUGCCCUGUAACUAACGCAUCCUUGUAGAAAAGAUCGAAA